Molecule: messenger RNA, 2235 nt
Organism: Condylura cristata (star-nosed mole)
Lineage: Eukaryota; Metazoa; Chordata; Mammalia; Eulipotyphla; Talpidae
Gene: CYSLTR2
Product: cysteinyl leukotriene receptor 2
Exons: 3
Coding region: 164-1144 (326 amino acids)
Biological process (GO): G protein-coupled receptor signaling pathway
Cellular component (GO): plasma membrane
Molecular function (GO): leukotriene receptor activity
Source: RefSeq, a predicted model, not a curated record
AGGAAACAGAAAUCAAGGCUGCUGAAAGAAAGACAUCUUCAGGACCUGGGAACCAAGACUCAGAUGUAGAAACUUCCUGUGACUGAUUUAAGUCAGAAGUUGGGUUAAUAACAGCUCAGAAAAGAGACUUCCACCCUUUCUUCUGACUAUCUCCAUAUCAGAAAUGGAAACCAAUGGCAACAUUAGUAAUGGAAGCAGCAGGAACUGCCUGAGUGACGAAUUCAAGAAGAAUUUUUAUCCCAUUGUGUACUUAAUAAUAUUUGUCUGGGGACUCCUGGGUAAUGGCUUUUCUAUAUAUGUUUUCCUGCAGCCUUAUAAGAAGUCCACAUCUGUGAAUGUUUUUAUGCUAAACCUGGCCAUUUCAGAUCUUCUAUUUAUAAGUACAUUGCCAUUCAGGAUUGACUAUUACCUCAGAGGCUCCAAUUGGCUAUUUGGGGACAUAACCUGCAGAAUUGUAUCAUACUCCUUGUAUGUCAACAUGUACAGCAGCAUUUAUUUCCUGACUGUGUUGAGUGUUGUGCGCUUCCUGGCAACUGUUCACCCCUUCCGGCUCCUCCAUAUCACCAGCAUCAGGAGUGCCUGGAUUCUCUGUGGGUUCAUAUGGUUCCUCAUGAUGGCUGCUUCAGCAGUGCUUCUGAGUGAUGGCUCUAGGGAUGUAGGCAGUACCACAGCAUGCUUAGAUCUGAACCCCGGUAACUUUAUUAAAAUAAGAAUAAUGAAUUACAUCGCCCUGGUGGUAGGCUUCCUGUUGCCACUUUGCACACUUAGUGCCUGCUACCUGCUAAUCAUCCGAGCCUUGUUAAAGGUGGAGGUCCCAGGGCUGCGCGUUUCUCACAGGAAGGCGUUGAUCACUAUCAUUAUUACCUUAAUCAUCUUCCUUCUGUGCUUCCUGCCUUAUCACAUCCUGCGAACCCUCCACCUGCGUGUAUGGAACGAGAACUCAUGUACGGACAAGUUGCAUAAAUCUGUGGUCAUCACACUGACCUUUGCAGCAGCCAACACCUGCUUCAAUCCUUUGCUCUAUUACUUUGCUGGAGAGAAUUUUAAGGAUAGAUUAAGGUCUGCAUUCAGAAAAUGUCAUCUACAGAAAACAAAGUACAAUUUUCCUAUCUGUAUAUGGUCAAACAAGGAAACACCAGUGUAAGAUUUUAUUAAGUGAGGCCUGUUCUUAUAUUCUUGUGUCCACCUUCAUUCACACAUCAUGUCCAAAGGAGGCCUGUGUGCACCAUUCCCAACAAAGCAACAUUUGUUAGUCAUCAUUUUGUUAAUAGGACCAUCCUUAAGAUUUUCAUCUUGUGUAUUUUCGAUUGUUGAGUCUAAAUGAAGAAUAAAAAAGGAAAAAUCUCUACUAGAUUAUUUAACCUGAAAUGUCAGACUGAGAAAAAAUAUUGAACACUGUGAAUGCUGUUUUUCAUCAGAUUCUAACAAUAUUUCUGGCCUAUCAGGCAUUCUGAAGUCCUAGCUUUAAGAUAACCUUAACUUCCCUCAGCUUCUCCAGUUCCUCCUCCCUUUUCAAUCCCCUUAGAUAUAGCCAAUUAACAAAACUACUAGAGUCCCAACAGCAUAUAAGAAAAGCACCUUAAGAUAUGGGGAGAAAGUCUUUGUGAAAGGGAAUGCUGCUUUCUAACAAAGCAGGACCAAGGUCUCAAAUAAGAACAGUGAAAGAAAAAGAGGGCCAAGAUUGGAGGAAGAAAGAACUAGUAAGUAGAUGGAGGAAGCAAGGAAUUCAUUUUGCAUUGAGGGAGGGCUUGAGCACACUGCAGGCAAGAAGGUUCCCUUUGUCUCUCUCUUUCCAGGGGAUUAGGAAGGACAGAUGAUCUCCCUGGUGGAAAAUGACCAAUCAUGAAAAAUGGCCACCAGGUAUUGACAGGGGAUUACUCUAAUCUCUUACCUAUUCCUUAUCUGACAAUACAGCCCCCAAUACAGCUAAUCCCUUCUAUUCAAAGCAUUUAAGCAGCCAGUUAGUCUCAUUUUUAAUUGGGAUUAAUCAAUUACUACUACAUGUUGGGGGAGAGGCCUGAACAGUAAAAGUACCAAUGUGCCAAUGAAUAAAUAAAAGAUAGCAACAUUUUUAGUGUGAAACAUAUUAAGAUUUUUUAAAUCACUUUUGCACUUUUCUUGGAUAUACACUUGGAGAUCUUGGAAUAGAUAUUAAAUAUGCUGAAAAAUAAAUGAAAAGAGUGUCAUUACUAGAUAUUAGGAACAGAGAAACUGUUGUAUAAGAGAUAACUAUAA